This is a messenger RNA of Salmo salar (Atlantic salmon), 3085 nucleotides long. The record is from RefSeq and is a predicted model, not a curated record. Lineage: Eukaryota; Metazoa; Chordata; Actinopteri; Salmoniformes; Salmonidae.
UCAUUCUUUAACCUUUUACUCCCCAUCUACACUGAUUUAAAGUGGAAUUAACAAGUGACAAUCAAUCAUAGCUUUCACCUGGAUUCACCUGGUAAGUUAAUGUCAUGGAAAGAGCAGGUGUUUUUAAUGUUUUGUACACUCAGUGUAGGUGUUUUAGCCUUCCUUUGGCUUAUGUGACAGAAUUAACAUUUACAAAAAGGCUUAUUCUUAGGAGUACUGUUUCAUGCAGCUUACAAAAAAACAUGUAAAAAAACAUAGAUGAUGAAUGGUGAAGCAAGUCCUCUUUGCCCCGUGGAUUACAUGGUCAGCUCGGAUGUCUGUUGUGACAUAUACCGGACCAGAGUGAAGGGUCAGGUUGUAGUGUAGGUUGUUCACUGGUGACAGUGACAAUAACAACGUUCCUGGCUACAGGCAAGACAUUAUGGGGUGUAAUUAUGGUUUGGUUCGAUGUAAUCACACUCUGAAACUGUCACAUCAUACGGAUAGGGAAAAAGAGCAGGGAAAAAUAGGUCAGUGGAGAAUCUAAUUACAAUGAAAAGACUUUCAGGCACAGUGGAGCAGAGCAUUAGUUCUGGUCUGAUUACAGGAGCAGGACAAGCCACAGUGACCUGAGGUGGCUGGGCUUUUUAAGAUCUGGGUCACUGCUGGAAAGAAACUGAGUGAGAUGUUUUGAGGAUAACCGGCCUUAUGAAUAUUUGUGGGGAUCUAAUGGCAGACCAAAGAAUGGACAUUUCCUCCACGAUGAACGAGUUCAUGUCUCCCGGCUCCACUGAUCUAAUCAGCUCGAUCGGCACACCCGGCAUGGACUACACACGCAAGAGAAAAAGCAGCACCACAGACUACCAAAUUGAUGACUUUUCUUUUGAGGAUAGCAUGGACACAGACAAUGAUAGACUUGGUGAUCAUCAAGGCCGGAUUAAAAAUGCCAGGGAGGCCCACAGUCAGAUUGAGAAGAGACGCAGGGACAAGAUGAACAGCUUCAUAGACGAGCUGGCUGCACUAGUGCCUACAUGCAACGCUAUGUCCCGUAAACUGGACAAACUAACAGUCCUGCGCAUGGCUGUCCAGCACAUGAAGACCUUAAGAGGGGCUGCUAACCCCUACACUGAAGCUAUCUACAAACCAGCCUUCCUGUCAGACGACGAACUGAAGCACUUAAUACUGAGGGCAUCUGAUGGCUUUCUGUUUGUUGUUGGCUGCGAUCGAGGGAAGAUACUGUUUGUUUCGGAGACAGUCUACAAAAUCCUAAACUUCAGCCAAAAUGACCUGAUUGGCCAGAGCCUGUUUGAUUACCUGCAUCCUAAAGACAUUGCCAAAGUCAAGGAGCAGCUGUCCUCGUCAGACACGGCACCACGGGAGCGCCUCAUCGAUUCCAAAACUGGCCUUCCAGUAAAGACAGACAUCACCCCCGGCACAUCCAGACUUUGCUCUGGAGCCAGGCGAUCCUUCUUCUGCAGGAUGAAGUGCAAUCGGCCCCUCAUCAAAAUGGAGGACAAGGACUUUCCUUCCACCUGCUCCAAGAAGAAAGCUGACCGUAAGAGCUUCUGCACAAUACACAGUACUGGCUACCUGAAGAGCUGGCCGCCCACCAAGAUGGGUCUGGAUGACGACAAUGAACCAGACAACGAGGGCUGUAACCUCAGUUGUCUGGUGGCCAUUGGACGGCUGCAUCCCCACAUUGUCCCUCAGCCAAUGAACAAUGAGAUCCGUGUCAAGCCCACUGAGUAUGUCUCGCGCCAUGCCAUCGACGGGAAGUUUGUCUUUGUUGAUCAGAGGGCCACUGCUAUUUUGGCAUAUCUACCCCAAGAGUUGCUGGGUACAUCGUUUUAUGAAUACUUUCAUCAAGAUGACAUAGGGCACCUUGCGGAAUGUCAUAGACAAGUGCUCCAGAUGAGGGAGAAGAUCAAUACAAACUGCUACAAGUUCAAAAUAAAAGACGGCUCCUUUAUCACGCUGAGGAGUCGCUGGUUCAGUUUUAUGAACCCUUGGACCAAAGAGGUGGAGUACAUUGUCUCCACCAACACUGUCGUCUGCGGCAGCGUGCCUGAAGGAUCUGAUGGCAUCUAUCCUCAGCUCGCCGCCUCCCCCCAGAGCAUGGAUAGUGUACUCACAGACGGAACCGGGAAGCGGGCCCUUCAGACCGUACCUGGCAUCCCCGGUGGCACAAGGGCAGGGGCGGGCAAGAUCGGCCGGAUAAUCGCAGAGGAGGUGAUGGAGAUCCAGAGGAUAAGAGGCUCUUCGCCCUCCAGCUGUGGCUCCAGUCCUCACAACUUCACCAGCACUCCACCCCCAGACAUGUCGUCCCCAGGGGGAAAGAAGAUACAGAACAGUGGAACGCCAGAACAUCCCUCAGCAGGGCUGAUACCGGGACCAGACUCCGUAGGCUAUCCAUACUCCAACAACUCCAAUCUAAGUGAUAACUCUCACAUUGGCAUUGACAUCAUGGAUGAGCCAGGCUCCAGUAGCCUGAGUAAUGACGAGGCAGCCAUGGCUGUGAUCAUGAGCCUUCUGGAGGCAGAUGCAGGGCUGGGAGGCCCAGUGGACUUCAGUGACCUGCCCUGGCCACUGUGAGGACUAUCAGGCUUAGGCAAGGCCUCCUAAAUGAGCUGAACAUGGUGGAGUAAGGGCUGGGUGUUACAGUAUUCACAUUGUGUCAGUUUGUGACCAGUACCAGAGAGCCAUAUCAACAGGGCUAAUGUGACUGUAGCCUCACAGUAAGGCUGAAUGCAGGCGGGCCCUGAAAAGGAAGGAAUACUAGGCCUGGGAUCGGCCAUGAUGUACAGUCCGCCUCAGUGCGGUUUGGGAAAACUGAAACUGCCUCAUUACUCAUGUAGUAUUAUUGUACCAGUUAUCUGGGUUUUUCUAUGUCCAUUCAUCCUCACAGACAUUGAACCCAGCUCUUUUAUAAUGGCAUUUGUUUGUUUUUUGUGUGUUUUUACACUACAAAAAAACAUGUUAAUAUUUCUAAAGAAAAUUGUAUCAUACAUGUUUAUUCUAAUUUUCUCUAAAUAUAUAUGUAUGUAUGUAUAUGUAAAAGUGUAUUGUCAGCAGUGAAUUCUUUUUAAAAUAAAACUUCCUCUCUAUU